UGGGAUACCCACAGGAUAGCGUACGUUCGUUAGCGCGCACAACGUAUCCGAUCAGCAACAGCAGAAUGUCGAGGAUCGUGGUCUUCUUGCUCGUCGCGCUCGUCGCAGUAGUCGCGUUUCCGACCCAGGCACCGCAAUCUCAAGUAUUAUCAAGAAUAACCAGAGCAGCGGCGCCUACAGCCGGAGCUAAAGCAUUGGCCUAUAAAUACGGCUACGGUGGACACGGUGGACACGGCGGUGGACACGGCUUCGGCCACGGCUUUGGCCACGGAUUCGGUGGUUAUCACGGAGGUGGAUACAGGGGAUACGGACACAGAAGAUCCGGUGGAUAUCACGGUGGCGGUUUCGCCAACAGCGGAUCCAGCGCCGGCUCCAUAAGCACGCCAUUAGGCAGCGCUUCCUUCGCGAAAUCCUUCGCUAUCUCUGGCAGCCGAUAUGGACGAUGAGUUUGAUAGAGAAACGACUACCGUCACUGAAAACGGACUCGCGUGACGGUAAACCGACUGUGCUUAUACACUUAUUUUGUAAACACUUGUUUUCAUAUAAUAAAUUU
Messenger RNA from Dinoponera quadriceps, 553 nucleotides. RefSeq names its product glycine-rich cell wall structural protein-like. The record is from RefSeq and is a predicted model, not a curated record. The transcript has 3 exons. Lineage: Eukaryota; Metazoa; Arthropoda; Insecta; Hymenoptera; Formicidae. Bases 66 to 446 code for a protein of 126 amino acids.